AUGGAUGCUCCCAUGGGUGACUCGGAAAAUCGGGCUCCACUUAAUUCCGGAGCAAACCUGAGUAUACGCUUCAGUGAGGAAGACAUUGAAUCGGAGAGUGAAGUGAAAUCGCUGGACUUGCGGACCAUCUGCUCUGCCAACUGGGCUCAGGACACGAAGUUAAAUUUAACUGUACUGAGUGACAACCAAGGACACACUUACUCAAUGAUGCUGCGCGAGUUUUCAGCCAUUGGGUCACUAUCAGAGACGUUUCAAAGCUGGAAAAGACUCUUAUCGGUAAGUCUUAUCAAAGACAAGUUGGAAACCGCAUUAGGUGAGACAGAGAUGAUAGCCGAACUAUGUACAUACAUAGAACAAGCAGAUUGCGAGAAAACUCGCCUCCAACUAGAAGGUGAUCGACUACUAGAGGAGAACGUUUGGCUAGGUGAAAUGAAGCAAUUACUAAGAGAAAGGUUGCACAAAAUUAAAGACAAGUUGAGGCAAGUAGAAGCCGAAAGGGAUGCACGACAUUUUAUUUAUAAGAUGCGCUAUGCAGGACAGGAUCCGCAACCAACAAGACUCAGGUUAGAUCCAGCUGUUCUGGACGGCAUGCAUAUUGAGGCAUUUCUUUCACCCAGGACAAAAAGUAUUUAUAACCUGGCGGCGAAGCAUAUAGCCGAGGGCCGUUUGGACGUGGCAGUGGCUGUGUGCACGCAACUAUUACGUGACCAAACAAGAACGGCUGAAUUGACUGAAAUGGAGCAUGCUGUAAUAAAUUUCCUGUUGGGUAUAGUACUCUUACAGAAGGGUAGAUUAAGGGAAUCGCUCACAAAUAUGGAAGACGCCCUCGAAACGUUUGAAAGCAAUUUGGGAAACAAACAUCCCAGCCUGUGCUUCCUACUCAAGCAGCUUGCUGAAAGCAACUCGGAGAUGGGAGAUCUCAGAGCAACAGAGGAAUACAUGCGUCGAGCAAUCAGAUCGAUGCGGGUCACCUUUGGUGACAAUAAUGAUGAAACCACGAAGCUAGAAAUGGAACUCUGCGAUGUGUUGAUGCAGUUAGAACGAUACGCAGAUGCAAUGGAGCUAAGUUCGUCAAUUGUGUCAAGCGUUCAAUCACGUCAUCCAGUUCAGGAGCCUAUUGUGAUCGGGGCAAGGACACUGCUGGCGAGGGCGCAAUUCAAAAGUAAACAAGAAGAUACGGCGCUUGCCCAUGUGAAAAAGAUAUUACAGGAGUGCUUCCCAAGGAGAGAUUUUCAAACCAUUGCAGAAGUUGUGGAAGCAGCUGAGUAUGAGGAGGAACACCGGUGCACCAAGUUAUUGGAUACGUAUGGAGAGGUGCAAAACUCUCAAGAGAAAGAGCUACUCAAGUUAUUGAGUGAAAUAUAUAAUGCUCAAGGCAGAAGAAAAGCGGCUCAACAAAUAGAAUACAUACUCAGCUGCUACUCACAAUGUUCCGAUAAGACAACGGCAUAG
This is a messenger RNA of Dicrocoelium dendriticum, 1452 nucleotides long. Lineage: Eukaryota; Metazoa; Platyhelminthes; Trematoda; Plagiorchiida; Dicrocoeliidae. The record is from the annotation of a GenBank genome assembly.